GAUGUCGUACCGUUAGGAUAUAACAACGGUUAAGAGCGGUCAAAUAAAAAGCUUACUUAGAAAAAAAUAAAAAAUAAAAAUUUGUUAUCAAUUUUAUUUUGAAAAGAAUAAACAAAUAUAUAUAUAUAUAUAUUUUAAUAGAUAAAUCCAAAAUUUUAUUUUUGGCAUAAUGACUGUUUUUGAAAGUUUAAGAGAACGUUUGACUAAGGCUGGACAAGAACAUUUACUUAGAUUUUGGGAUGAAUUAACUGUAGAUGAACAACGUCAAUUAUGCGAAGAUAUAGAACAAUUAGAUUUGCUAGAAUUAAAAACAUAUUUUGAUCGUUCUACAUCUUCUUUAAGUGAAGCUGCUGGUUGUUUGGACGAACGCCUACAACCUAUACCAGAUUCAAAAUUAUUCAGUUUAAGCCGAGCAUCUAAAGAAAAAAUUGAAAAAUAUAAUAAUGAAGGCUUGAGACAAAUAAGUCAAGGUCAUGUUGGUGUUUUAUUAAUGGCUGGCGGACAAGGAACUCGUUUGGGUGUGACAUAUCCUAAAGGAAUGUAUGAUGUUGGAUUACCUUCGCAUAAAUCACUUUUUAGAAUUCAAGCUGAACGUAUUUUAAAACUUGAACAAUUAGCAUAUGAGUUAACUGGUACACAUGGUAAUAUAAUAUGGUAUAUUAUGACUUCAGAACAUACAAUUAAACCGACAAUGGAUUAUUUCAAAGCAAAUAAUUUCUUUAAAAUGAAUAAAGAAAAUAUUGUUAUGUUUAGCCAGGGUUCAUUGCCAUGUUUUGAAUUUGAUGGUAGAAUAAUAUUAGAUAAAAAACAUCGUAUUGCACGUGCUCCAGAUGGUAAUGGAGGAAUAUAUCGAGCAUUACGCGAUCAAGGCGUUUUGGAUGAUAUUAAUCGUCGUGGUGUUUUAUAUUUACAUGCGCAUAGUGUUGAUAAUAUUCUAAUAAAAGUAGCUGAUCCAUUAUUUAUUGGAUACUGUGUUUUAGAAAAUUCAGAUUGUGCCGCAAAAGUUGUUGAAAAGUCCAGCCCAUCCGAAGCAGUUGGUGUUGUUUGCAGUGUCGAUGGAAAAUAUCAAGUUGUAGAAUAUAGUGAAAUAUCAGCUAAAACAUCUGAAUUACGUCGCUCUGAUGGUAGAUUAACAUUUAAUGCUGGUAACAUUUGUAACCAUUUCUUUGCGGCAUCUUUUCUCAAUAAAAUUGCAACAAAAUAUGAAAAAGAGUUAAAGUUGCACGUUGCGAAAAAAAAGAUUCCAUUUGUUGAUAAUUCAGGAAAACUCUGCCUUCCCGAAAAACCAAAUGGUAUAAAAAUUGAAAAGUUUGUAUUUGACGUUUUUGAAUUUGCGCAAAAAUUUGUUGCCAUGGAGGUCCCAAGAGAUGAGGAAUUUAGCGCUCUUAAAAAUCCUGAAAGCGCUGGAAAAGAUUGCCCUACAACUGCUAAAAAUGAUUUGUUUAGAUUGCAUAAGAAAUAUAUUGAAGCUGCUGGCGGCAUUGUACAUGGUGAUAUAAGCGAAAUAUCACCAUUUGUUAGUUAUGCUGGAGAAGGUCUAGAAAAUUUAGUUAAUGGAAAAUCUUUUACGAGCCCAGUUUAUUUAAGAAGUAAUCAUGAUUUAUUAAAUGGACAUUUAUAAUUUUAUUCCUUCUUUAUACUUGACUAAUGGCAUAAUAAUAAAGUCAUAAAUGUGUUAAUGAAAUUUAUUUUAAAAUAGAACUAUACAUUUGAAAUUCGGACCUCUUUCAAUUAUCGGAUUAUAAUGAUAACAAAAAUUCGAACUGUGCCUAAUCAAAAAAAAUAUAUUAACAACCGACAAAUUCAAGUUUUACUUUCUAAUACAAUUAUGAUAUGUAUAUCUUGAAUACAAAAAUUAAAUUUUUGUUCUUGUGUUUCUUUCCAUGUUUUUGUGCAAUUUUUUAUUAUAAAAACAAUAAUUUACAAUUAAUAGCUAAAAUGCUACGAUAUAUUUUAUAAUAUUAGUAAAAAUUUAUUCAAUUUGUGAUUAUUACCCAAUAAUUUAAAAAAAAAUUACAAGUUAAAUCAAAAUAUAUAUAUUAUUUGUAUGUACAUAUAUUAAAUUUUUUUUGUAAAAUAAAAUGUUUAUAAUUUAAACCUAUGUAUGUAUGUAUGUUUAUACUACUUUUAUCAAAAUUUAAGAAUACAUAUUCAAAAAAUUUAUUAUAAUAAGUUUUUGUAUAUAUUAUUCUUUUAAUUAUGUGUUGCCUGCAAAAUCAAAACAGUAAAAUAUGUAUGUUUAUAUGUAUAUCUCAGAAAGGUACAUACAUAUAUUAAAAUAAAUAAUAAUGAGCAUUUUCGAUAAUUCAGUUUUAACUUAGAAAACGUAGAGUACUCGAUAAAUCUUUACUUUCCAAAAAAUCACUUUUAAAAAUCGAGCAAAAACGUUUUGAGUUUAAAAAAAAUCCAAUAAAAAUUUAAUGUACUACCAAUCUGAAAUAGUGAACUAGUUAGUUCUCGCAGAUCUGUAAUAAUGCAAAUAAAGAUUUUUAAGAUAUAAGUUAGAACUUUAAGUACAUACCUGAAUUAUUGAAAAUCUCCAAUUAUAAUCAAUUUAAAAAUAAAUUUAUGAAUACCAUGUAAUAUGAAAGGUCAUAAUUUUAAUUACUGGCGCGAUCUGAAUAUCCUUGCACCAUAAACAGUAAGUAAUUAUAGAACACUGUAAAUAGAAAAAAAUAAUCGUUUCAUUUAUUGUUUUCUAAAAUGUACUUAUGUAUAAAUUAAAUCUGUUACAAUUAGAAUAUGUAUUGUAUAUUAUUAUUGUGUAUUAUAUUAUAAGAAAAAAAAACUUUAAACAUUAUAAUAUCAGUAAAAUUACAUUCUGUAUUAUAUUAUAUUAAAAUUAAAUAUGUAACGAAAUAUUUGCUAAUAAAUUCAUCUUUUUUGUAGUAUUA
Molecule: messenger RNA, 2894 nt
Organism: Condylostylus longicornis
Lineage: Eukaryota; Metazoa; Arthropoda; Insecta; Diptera; Dolichopodidae
Gene: mmy
Product: UDP-N-acetylhexosamine pyrophosphorylase-like protein 1
Exons: 3
Coding region: 170-1621 (483 amino acids)
Biological process (GO): UDP-N-acetylglucosamine biosynthetic process
Molecular function (GO): UDP-N-acetylglucosamine diphosphorylase activity
Source: RefSeq, a predicted model, not a curated record